This is a messenger RNA of Drosophila nasuta, 875 nucleotides long. RefSeq names its product Cuticular protein 49Ag (gene Cpr49Ag). Lineage: Eukaryota; Metazoa; Arthropoda; Insecta; Diptera; Drosophilidae. Gene Ontology annotation, molecular function: structural constituent of chitin-based larval cuticle. The transcript has 2 exons. The record is from RefSeq and is a predicted model, not a curated record. Bases 106 to 504 code for a protein of 132 amino acids. Gene Ontology annotation, cellular component: chitin-based extracellular matrix.
GGGUAGUCAACAGUUGCGCACUAACUCGCUGGAAUUGACUUGCCACGCCCCACAAAAAGCGUCUAUCGAAUAAAGGAUAAACCCAAAUAGUUCACUACAAAAAUCAUGUACAAGUUCGUGUCUGUGUUGUGCUCGGCUCUGCUGUUGUCCUAUGUGCUGGCUCGUCCCCAGGAUGUGCGUGGCGGAUCUGUGACCACAACAACCACGCCGGCGAGCAUUAUCCAGCAGGAUAAUGUGAACAAUGCCGACGGCAGCUUCAACAGCAGCUAUGAGACAUCGAAUGGCAUUCGCGUGGAGAAUGUUGGCUUCCUCAAGAAGAUCAUCAUCCCCAAGUCGGAGACCAGCGAUGGCCAAGUGAUCGAUGAGCACGAGGAACUCGUCCUGGUGCAAACCGGCUCCUUUAGCUACAGCGAUCCCGAGGGCAAUCUCAUCACGCUGCGCUACACCGCCGAUGAGAAUGGCUUCCAGCCCGAGGGCGAUCAUCUGCCCGUUGCGCCGCAAUAAGCAGCUGUUUGUUUUGUUGAUGUUGCCCACGUACACACGGGGCGUAUGUGUAAUUAAGUAAUUAACAUUAGGUCGAAUACCAUAACCGUAACCGUAUAUCGUUUGGAGCGUAUAUCGAAUAUCGUAAAUUGUAUCUUAUAAUAUAUAUAUUCUCUGUAUAAAGUAUUACGUACUGGAAAUAGCACAGCACUGCCCAUAUGCCAUAUAUCAAGCGAAAUACACUCUGUUCUUAGCCAUUUGGCACCUACCAACACACACUUAUACACUUAUACACACACCUACACACCCAAAAUGGAAUAAGACGAGAAAAUGAUGAUGAUGAUGAAGAAGCAAAGACAUUAUAAAUAAAUGAAUAAAUAUUGAACAAUUAA